AUGAAGUCAGAAAGCAAUAACGGGUACUUACGAUCUGGGGUAAUUACCGAAGAAAGCGAAUUCUUGCCCGCAGCAGCUCGCGAGAUUCAACAUACCGGAAUGCCACUUCAGGUGACUUGCAGCACAAGAGGCAAUUCAGGAACAACAACGACAGCUAUUCACAGGCCGGGGAAUUCCUCAAGGAUGCCUGGGAUUACAAGAGCCACUUCAAUUACCCGCCGGCGUGGAGGACCUACCAAUCGUCAACAAUUAAUCGGCGUUCUCACUGUUACUCUCUUAGUCACUAGUUUGUUUACUCUUAUACUAUUGGCUUUACAUCGGAACCGCGAAUGCGCCAAAGAAACUCCUUCAAGCUUACUAUCAGCGAUGGAUCGCACAGCAUCUCCCUGCGUUGAUUUUUUUCAAUACGCGUGCGGAACCUGGAACCGGUUGCACAUAAUUCCAGAGGACAGAAGUUCCAUCAAUACUUUUGAAGUGCUUUCAGAUCAAUUGAAAGUAAUAUUAAAGCGAGUUCUGGAGGAGCCUCCAAAUAAACAAGACAACAGCGCGACUUUGAAAGCGAAAACAUUCUACAAGUCCUGCAUGGACAUCCCUCAGAUACGACAUAUUGGCGAUGCACCGCUAAAAGAAACUCUGAGGAACCUCGGCGGGUGGCCAGUCGUCGAAGGAACCAAUUGGGAGCCUCCGAAAAAUUUGCCGAUUGAAAUUUUACUUGGACGCAUACGCGGUGAAUUUAAUGAAGGCGUUUUAGUUGAACAUUGGGUGGGACCUGAUGAUAAAAAUUCUUCGGCCAACAUCCUCCAGUUGGAUCAAAUGCAAUUGGCCUUGCCAAGCCGAGAUUACUACUUGAAAUCAAAUAGUAAAUCAGAAUUACGAGCGUAUCAUCGUUAUAUGACAAAUGUGUCAGUUUUACUGGGCGCGGAUCCAGAAAAAGCGGCUGAAGAGUUUGAAAGAGUUAUUCUUUUUGAAAAACAGCUUGCAAAUGCGUCACUGCCAGAAGCAGAUAGACAUGACACAUCCGCAAUUUAUCGGAAAUUAACGUUGCGUGAGUUACAACAUGAGGUCCCUCAGUUAAACUGGAGAGAUUAUCUUCAGACAUUUUUGAGCACCUCAAUUACUGAAGAUGAACCGGUUGUUGUUUAUGCAUUGCCAUAUUUCAUUAAAAUGGGUCGAAUUAUUGAACAAACUGAUAAAAGAAUUAUUCAUAAUUAUAUUAUAUGGCGAUUUGUAAUGUCAAUAAUGCCACAUAUGAUUGAUGAAUAUCAACAAAAGCGAGUUGAAUUUCGGAAAAUACUUUUGGGAAUAUUAAGCGAAAGGAAUCGUUGGUCACAAUGCGUAGAAUGGACAAAUAAAAAACUUGGAAUGGCAGUAGGCGCACUGUUUAUUCGUGAUAAUUUUAAUCACGAAAGUAAGGAGACUGCAUUGGAGAUGAUACGGACUAUUAGAGAAGCAUUCAACGAACUUCUCAAUGAAAAUCACUGGAUGAAUGAAGAAACAAGGGCUGUUGCUAAAAGCAAAGCUGAUUCGAUGAAUGAACGGAUUGGAUAUCCGGAAUUUUUGAAAGAUCCUGUUGAACUUUCUAAGGAAUAUAUUUCGUUAAACAUAACAGAAGAUCGUUUUUUGGAAAACGUCUUAGCAGUAUUAAAACACGACGCUCGGCACAAUUUGGAGCAACUUCGAAAGCCAGUUGACAAAGACAAGUGGUCGACAGAACCCGCUGUUGUUAAUGCAUUUUACAAUCCAAAUAAAAAUGAUAUCGUUUUUCCGGCGGGUAUCCUUCAGCCAUUAUUCUACUCUCAACACUUUCCAAAAUCAUUGAAUUACGGCGGGAUCGGAGUUGUAAUUGGUCAUGAAAUUACGCAUGGGUUUGACGAUAAAGGCCGCCAAUAUGACAAAGAUGGUAAUAUGAUGCAAUGGUGGAAUAACGCAACUAUAAAAGCUUUUAGGGAAAGAGCGCAAUGUAUAAUUGAUCAGUACGACCGCUACAAACUCAAAGACGUUAAUCUCUUUGUUAAUGGGCGAAUGACCCAGGGCGAAAAUAUUGCUGACAAUGGCGGACUCAAGCAGUCAUUUCGGGCGUAUAAAAAAUGGGUUGCUACCCACGGCGAAGAGCCUCUUCUCCCGGGGAUAGAUUUAACGCAUGAUCAAUUAUUUUUUCUGAACUAUGCACAAAUUUGGUGCGGAUCUAUGACACCAGAAGACGCUCUCACUAAAAUACGCAGCAGUGUGCACUCACCUGGUCCAUUUAGAGUCCUGGGUCCGCUUUCUAACAGCCAGGAUUUCGCUAAAGCGUAUAAAUGUCCUCCAGGAUCUCCGAUGAAUCCGACGCAUAAGUGCAGCGUAUGGUAA
Molecule: messenger RNA, 2349 nt
Organism: Cotesia congregata
Lineage: Eukaryota; Metazoa; Arthropoda; Insecta; Hymenoptera; Braconidae
Source: the annotation of a GenBank genome assembly